Lolium rigidum is the source of this 1687-nucleotide messenger RNA. RefSeq lists its product as uncharacterized. Bases 62 to 1426 code for a protein of 454 amino acids. Lineage: Eukaryota; Viridiplantae; Streptophyta; Magnoliopsida; Poales; Poaceae. The transcript has 8 exons. The record is from RefSeq and is a predicted model, not a curated record.
UCCCGGGAAAUCACCAGAGAAACCCUAAUCCCCUUCUUCCUCCCCGCCAACGGCCAACCCCAUGGCCACCGACAGCACUCUUAGCACGGGGGCCCGACGCCCCCGGAGACAGCAGGAGGUGACCGUGUAUGGCGUCGGUCGUCGAAUUAUGGCACGGCGCGUCGGAAAAAUCCGGGGCAAAUGCAAGAGAGAAGUCACCAGCUCAAGCUCCGCCACGAGUCGCCGCGACCUGCCGCCGGACCUACCUCCUUAUCUGUCGGAGGCCUCCUGCUUGCUGGACAAGUUUGACAAGGAGCUUCUGAUCCAGAAUGCAUCUGCACAAACACAGCAUCAAAUUGUGUUGUUUAUCAAUGGGCAUUGCUUGGAUUGUUGGGUGGACAAGUAUAAUGAGGAUUUCUGUAGAGGGAUAUUUAUGGCAUGGUCUGAGAAAAGUGUGGGUGGGCCUGCAUCUGGACAAACGUUGCAUCAAAACUUGCAUGAUGCUCAGCGGGACACCAUUUGGGUCCGGGAACAGCACGAUUGGGGGCUCACAUUUUACACCAGGAUUGAUCUUCGGGGAUAUUUCUGCACAUAUCCUAAGGUGGGCGGACCAUUUAACAGCUUAGAGGAAGCUAGCAAUGCCAUUGAUCGCUAUCUUCAUGACCGGCAGGAUCCAAUGAUGCGGAAGGAGCAACAUGAGUUCUAUGAAGUGGGUAAGGCUAGUGUGGAGAGGGGUAUACGAGCCUGUCUUUACUGGCCUGAUGGCUCAAAGAAGAUGCAUGUGAUAUCAGAACAAAUUGAUAAAAGCCGUUGCAAGAUGCUCCAGUUGGUUCAAGCUUUGGUGGACAAGUAUAAUGAGGAUCCUCUUCAUUUUGAGGAUAUUCCAUUUGAACUUAAAGAUGUUGUGUGCUCCGAAGUAAUAUAUGAGGGCGACCGUUGCUACUAUCAUACCAAUUUCACUACGAAGACGAAAGGAGCAAAGACAACUGACAAUCUAUUCUUUGCGGAAGUCACACAUAUGCCAGGAGAAGACGGAAAAUUGGUAGUCAGCUGUAUCUGCAGGGUUGAUACUUUUGAUAAUGGUCAAUGCUACGGUUGUGGAAGUGAUAUGAAGCACCCAAAUGCUGAUGCAUACAACGGUGGUCACUCUAAGGAUUUUAAGUUUUUUCACAUUGGUGACGGAUGUCGUGGACCUAAUAUCGACACCGCGAAGACUAUGGAUGAUUGGAAAGCUGAGGAGGCAAGGGUAAGAAGAUUGUUCGAGGGCCUUGAUGAUCCAAGUGUUGUGGCGAGACUCAUGGAACCACCUAAGUUUGAGUUUGGAGCAAACAUGGCCACUGAUGAGGAAGUAGAUUGUUUCAUGGAGUCGAUCAUGGGGCCAUACAAUGGCAGCACUGACAUCAUAGAUGCUAGUACCGCAGAAAGAUUUAGAGCGCAACUAAAGUAGCUCGGAGCUUUCUUUUGACUACAUAGUUUGCCACCAGGGAAGCCUUUCAAUACCAAGUUAUGCACCCAAGCUGCUUGCUGUUUCCAAUUGCCAAGACAUGUGCCUAGCAGAACGUGAGCAUUUAGCUUGAGAUGGACCCAUUUGACUUUAUGUAAGCACUUAUUUAUGCCUGUUCGUUUACACUUAAGAAAUCGUACUAUCCAUUUCGCAAGUGAAUGGAAUUGAUUAUGUCAAAUAUCCCUGCAACUAUUCGAUGCAAUC